Molecule: messenger RNA, 1215 nt
Organism: Adineta steineri
Lineage: Eukaryota; Metazoa; Rotifera; Eurotatoria; Adinetida; Adinetidae
Source: the annotation of a GenBank genome assembly
AUGAAUAUAACAGAACAGAACAAUGACAAUCAAGAACAUCUGUUAGUAUCUUCCUCUACUAUUGACAAUGAUAAUAUUAUCAAACUUCGACGUAGUUCAUCUAUACUCACAUUGGCAGAACCAGCUCUGUUAUUAAUAGCAACAGAAGAAGAUGAUAAUGAUGAUGGUGAAACAGUAGCUGUAUCGAAAUUAUCUUCUGUGUCUGGUAUUUUAUACGGUAUUUUAGGAUCUUUUUUCUACGUUACACCUACAUUCAUUAUUAAAGAAUUACAAAUUGAUUUACUCGAUGCAGUUAUCAUACGUAUUAUAGUACAGAUUCUUCUAUGUAUAAUCUUCGUUAUCUAUCAUGACUAUACAGUGUGGAUAGGAUCAUUAAAAGAAAAAUGGUUACAAUUUAUUUUAUGUAUUCUAAGUUGUUCUCUGUUUCUCGGAUAUUUUAUUGGUCUUCGUUAUCUUCCUUUUCCUGAUUUUACAACACUCGUUUUUACACGUUUAAUGUGGACAGUAGUCUUUGGUAUACUUCUAUAUAAAGAGAAAUCGACAAUGAUGAUUCUUUUAUCUGUUUGUUUUACAUUUAUUGGUGUUGUUUUCGUAGCACAACCCACAUUUAUUUUUAAACAAAACAGAGUAGUAGAGAUUACUCCAAAUAUAACAAGAGUAAUACUAAAUGAAACAAAUAUACACAAUAUGUAUUAUUUUAAUGAUCGAACAAUUGGUACUUCUCUUGCACUAAUGACAGGCAUUGUAUUUUCAUUUAGCACUCUAAUUCUCAAACAAUUGAUUACUUUAAAAAUUAAAUCAAGUGCUUUAGUUCUACAACAAUCUUUUGCCAUUCUCGUAUGUCUGAUAUUUAAUCAAUUGUAUAAAUAUUUUCUUCUAAAUGAUGUAACAUUCUUUACGUUAACAAUCUUUCAAUGGAAAUAUUGGAUAGCUGGACUAAUUAGUCUAAUACAAAUAUUUGGAGUAAUCUGUGGAAUUCGUGCUUUAAGUCGUGAACCACCGUCUAUUAUUACAAUUGUUGCAGCAUCAGAUAUUAUCUUUGCUGUUCUUCUACAAAAUUUAUUUACAAAGAAUAAAUCUAAUUUAUGGAUUUUACUUGGAAGUGCAUUGAUUUUAUUAAGUGUUAUAUUUAUUGGUGUACACAAGUUUAUGCAAGAACAAAAGGCUAAAAAGAAACGAAUGGAAAUGGUCAUGAUAUCAAAAACUGAGACAUAA